Messenger RNA from Spirodela intermedia, 2233 nucleotides. The record is from the annotation of a GenBank genome assembly. NCBI's taxonomy places the organism in Eukaryota, Viridiplantae, Streptophyta, Magnoliopsida, Alismatales, Araceae.
AUGUCUGCUGCUGUGACGCCCUUCGCCGGCAACAACAUUUGCUGCCCCAAGUCCGCCCUUCAGAAGCAACCCUCCGCCUUCAUCGCAAAAACCAGGAAUCUCCAUGGCAGCUGCCUCCAGUGCUGCAGUAAAGGCGGCAGACUGAGGAGGAGGAACUUGCUUAUCUCACAGGGAGUCGCCUCUGGCUCGGUUUUCUGCUCUCUGCUAACUGCAGACAUUCCUGCCCAAGGUCUGUUCUCUCCUUGCCCCUCCCAUUCGCGUCACUCAUCGCAAUUUCUUUUCUCCAAUGCAGAGGUGCCCAGAAACUCCCAAAGCAAUAUAUAUUCUUCUGAUAGUUAGCUGGCGGUAUUCUUGAGGUUUCCCUGCGGACAUCUCUCAUUUUCCAUGUUCUGUUUCUUCUUGUUGGCGUGUGUAUUCAAUUAGGGUAUCUAGAAAAGACCAUUGGAUCUCUUGCAGGACCAUCCAGACAUUGUAAUGUGAUGUGAUGUGAUGAGUGAGGUUCUAGCGAUGGGCGUGAGCCCUACGGGGCCCUCCUAACAGUUGGUGCACGCCAACCUGUAGAAAACUAUGAAAGAGGCACAGGUUGGUGCAAAUGCUCCCCUUUCGAUAGGAACUCCAUGAGGAAAUUUCUGAAUGCCCGCAACAAGCUCGUGGUCUGAAGGUUUGUGGAGAGAAAAAGGAGGGGAUGAAAACAUGCGCUGCCAUGAAAGAACUCAGGCUGCAUGUUCUUGCGAUUCAGUGGAGAGAAGGCCGUAGGCUCAGCGCAUCACUGGGCAGAGUUUCAUGUAUAUGCCAAGUCUUUUUCUUGUGCCAAGCCCUCCGCUGAAUAUUUGCGGAUAAUCUCUUAGCGCAUGAUUGAAGAACUACAUAUAGCAAGCAUUUUCCUGUCCUGCCCAGUGAUGCGCCUGUGGUUGAUUGAUGGCGACCACAAUUUUCUGGCCUUCUUCUGCUCUAAAUCAACAGUUUUUUAUCAUGCUACACGUUCUUUGGCCUUGAAUCAGAACAGGGGCAUUCUAGGCUGUCAAACCUGGGACUCUUUCUGCUAAAAGUGCCACAGUUAUGAACCAUGCUUUCACUGUUAUGAACCAAAAUUGCUGACGAAGAAAUUGGCACCCUGGGUGGUUCCUCCCACUCCCACUUCCAUUUUCAUGUCGGCAAAUCAGCCUCGUCCUCUUCCUCCUCCUCUUCCUCUUCCUUCUCACGAGAUUAAUAUCAGUUUUAGGCUUGCAUUUGUGACCUUCGAUGGAAUUUCUUAACUUGGCUUUGGAAAACGCUUGCGUGCGCGCGCAGGAAUGGAAAGGCUGCCCUUCAAGCCGGAGGGUUACAACUUCUGGACGUGGCGGGGUCGCAAAAUACACUACGUAGAGCAGGGAAGUGGACCCCCGGUUGUUCUUAUCCAUGGCUUCGGCGCCUCUGCGUUCCACUGGAGGUGCCCUGCUCUCUUUUACUUAUCUCUUUGGCCGAUAAUCCUGCUAGCGGACCUUGGCUAUUCUCUGAUGCUGUUCAUGUAGCUUCUUCGCUGACAUGACACCUGGUUCGCGUUUUGCAGAUACAACGUGCCAGAACUGGCCAAGCAAUACAAGGUUUAUGCUUUGGACCUGAUAGGGUUCGGCUGGAGCGAGAAGGCGAUCAUCGAGUACGACGCGACCGUGUGGAGGGACCAGGUUGCCGACUUCCUCAAGCAGGUGGUGAAAGAGCCAGCGGUUCUCGUCGGGAACAGGUGAGCAGCGGAGAACGAGACCGCAGCCUCCAUGAAUGUUGGAGUCUGAUCCUCGAAUGGUUCGACUUUUCAGCCUGGGAGGCUUCACGGCGCUGAUGGCGGCGUCGGAGCUGUCCGACGCCGUUCGCGGGGUCAUCUUGCUGAACUCCGCCGGGCAGUUUGAGAACCAGAGCCAGAGAGCGGAGGACAGGAGCGAGGAGUCGAUCCCGAAGAAGUACCUGCUGAACCCCUUGAAGGAGGCGUUGCAGAGGGUCAUACUGGGGUUCCUGUUCUGGCAGGCGAAGCAGCCUUCUCGCGUUGAGUCCGUCCUGAAGAGCGUAAGCUUCUCUUCCGCGCAAACCCGGCGGCGAUCCUCGCCGGCCAUCUUCUUCGUGCUCGCGCUGGUGAUGCUGACGGGGAUGUUCUUGCGGCGUGCAGGUGUACAUCAACUCGACCAACGUGGACGACUACCUCUUGGAAUCCAUCACGCGGCCGGCGGCGGACCCCAACGCCGGCGAAGUCUACUACCGGUGA